Didymodactylos carnosus is the source of this 510-nucleotide messenger RNA. NCBI's taxonomy places the organism in Eukaryota, Metazoa, Rotifera, Eurotatoria, Philodinida, Philodinidae. The record is from the annotation of a GenBank genome assembly.
AUGCGUUCCACUUAUCAUGGUAUGCGGUUUAUGUUUACAUUAGCUCGGACACCGAAAGAAGAAAUAGUACAAAGUAAAUUAUCACAAUCGAUAUCCAAUCAUUUAGUACCACAUCAUACCCAAUUAUUACUUAAUAAUUCACAAAAACACUUAAAAUUUCAUACGACUGCACAAUUGAAAUCUGCUGAUAUCUUUCAUGUGCAAGAUGAUGACGAUUUUCAAAAACAAAUCAUUGAUAGUAAAAAACCAUUUAUUGUCGAUUUUCAUGCUACAUGGUGUAAUCCGUGUAAAAUUCUUCAGCCACGUUUGGAGAAGGUUAUAACAAGUUAUAAUAAAGAUAUAAAGCAAAGUAAAGGAGAGCAACAAGUUACAUUUGAAUUAAGUGCCAAAUUUGAUAUACAAGCUGUACCAACGGUAUUAGGAAUUAAAAAUGGAAAAGUCGUUGAUCGUUUUUCAGGCGUUGUUGAUGAGGACAAAAUAUUAACAAUGCUUGAUAAGUUAAAUAAAUAA